This is a messenger RNA of Glycine soja, 675 nucleotides long. Its product is annotated as 5'-methylthioadenosine/S-adenosylhomocysteine nucleosidase 1-like. The transcript has 5 exons. NCBI's taxonomy places the organism in Eukaryota, Viridiplantae, Streptophyta, Magnoliopsida, Fabales, Fabaceae. Gene Ontology annotation, biological process: nucleoside metabolic process. The record is from RefSeq and is a predicted model, not a curated record. The coding region runs from base 1 to 675 and encodes 224 amino acids. Gene Ontology annotation, molecular function: methylthioadenosine nucleosidase activity.
AUGAACUGGAUUUGGGCUGGGAAUGAUCCAACUUUGGGGGUUGAUAGUAUAGGCACGAUACCAUCUGCUCUUGCAACAUAUGCUGCUGUUCUAGCAUUACAACCAUACUUGAUCAUCAAUGCAGGCACCGCUGGUGGCUUCAAGGUGGCCACGAUCUUGUCCCAAGCAAUAGUGUUAGAAUUGUUGAUUUUUGAUCUGUAUGGAAUUGGUUUACGUAAAGUCUUUGAAACACCCAACCUUGUAAAGGAGCUUAAUCUAAAGGAGUUCAUUGUCUUUGUGCAAAACUUGAAUGUUAAACAAUAUUUAUGCAUAUUUCUGGUGGCUAAAUUGUCUACUGGUGGCUCUUUAGAUAUGACAGAGCAGGAUGAAUCAUCAAUAAUUGCAAAUGAUGCCACAGUUAUAGAUAUGGAGGGAGCUGCUAUUGCAUAUGUUGCCGACAUACUAAAAGUUCCUGCAAUUUUUAUAAAAGCUGUGAAUAGUAUCGUUGAUGGUGACAAAGCAAUUGUAGAAGAAUUCCUGCAGAAUUUGGAAGCUCUAACUGCUGUUCUUGAUCUGAACAAGUUAUUAAUUUUAUUAAUGGAAAGUGCAUAUCUGAACUUUGACAACUCAAUUUCACCUUAUCCUCUAGUAGAAGAAUAUAUUUCUACAGGGAGAACUGCGAAUGCCUUUACCUGA